Messenger RNA from Calliphora vicina (urban bluebottle blowfly), 976 nucleotides. RefSeq names its product TBC1 domain family member 7 (gene TBC1d7). The record is from RefSeq and is a predicted model, not a curated record. NCBI's taxonomy places the organism in Eukaryota, Metazoa, Arthropoda, Insecta, Diptera, Calliphoridae. The transcript is spliced from 3 exons. Gene Ontology annotation, biological process: negative regulation of TOR signaling; activation of GTPase activity. Gene Ontology annotation, molecular function: GTPase activator activity. The coding region runs from base 29 to 910 and encodes 293 amino acids.
GAAAUUGUUGGUAAAAUCUUGGGAAACAAUGACCACUGAUGAAAGAAAUUUUCGUUCUUCCUAUUAUGAAAAAGUUGGCUGCCACAGUGUUGAAGAAAAGAAAUCACUAAACAAAUUGCUGCAAGAUAAUAUACGCAAUCAUGUGAAAUUGAAACAAUUUUGUUUAAGCUACACCGUACCCACCACACAUCGUAACCUUUUAUGGAAUAUUAUUUUGGGUGUGAUGCCAUUGCACAAAAACUCUACGGAAUAUAUAAUGGAACAAAGAAAAGCCGUAUAUGAUGAUCUUCUCAAAGCUGUCACAAUAAUGCAGUAUGUUAAUCAAACCACUCCUAAAUGUAAAGUACUAUUGAGUAUGUGGCAAUUAGAACAGAAUCGUCUGUUGCAUGCCAACAACAGUGAUAAAGUGGAAAAUGACCAAAACUUCAUAGAAAUUGUGAAGGUUUUAUUGCAAUUAUUUGAAGAUGAUGUGGAAACUUAUUGGCUGGCUAAAGAGUUUUACGCUUGUACUCGAGAAAUACAACAGGAGUGUGGCAAACUUAAGGAAUUAACACAGAAUUUGCUUAAGAAAGAAGAUAGUCAAUUAUGCAGUCAUUUAGAUAAUUUGGCAGUUUUUAGCUCAGCAGAACUUUUAGACAAGUGGUAUGUCACCUGUUUUGCUGGUGUAAUCAAUGAAUCAAGUUUGGUUCGUGUUUGGGACAAGAUAUGUGGAGGAUCCAAAAAGAUUGUGGUUUUCAUAUUUUUGGAAUUGGCUAAAGCUUUGAGUGAGAAAGCUUUAAAGUGCAACACAAGUCAAGAGUUUAAAACUCUGGUUGAACAAAUUAAGGAUCCUGAUGCGUUAAUCGUCAACAAGGCUAUAAAAACGUGGCAAAACAGUAACCAACACAGUGAAAAAAUAACCGUUCACUAGCCAAAAUAGAUUUAUGUUUAAAAUUUAGUUUAUUAACGAUUCACUUAAAUAUACUUGAAAACAACA